Molecule: messenger RNA, 3019 nt
Organism: Cylas formicarius (sweet potato weevil)
Lineage: Eukaryota; Metazoa; Arthropoda; Insecta; Coleoptera; Brentidae
Product: peroxisomal N(1)-acetyl-spermine/spermidine oxidase-like
Exons: 8
Coding region: 2-2854 (950 amino acids)
Molecular function (GO): polyamine oxidase activity
Source: RefSeq, a predicted model, not a curated record
CAUGAGCACAGACCGACAACCCGAAAUCAUCGUAAUCGGCGGCGGGGCUGCCGGAUUUGCGGCUGCCACGAGGCUGGCGCAAAAUGGCUUCGACGGGGUCAAAAUUUUGGAAGCCGAGGGCAGGAUCGGAGGCAGACUGCACUCCGUCCAGUUCGGGGGCAGCGUCGUCGAUUUGGGCGGCACAUGGGUCCACGGCGAAACUGGCAACGUGGUGUUCGAAAAGGCGAGAGGGCUCGACGUGUUGAGCCCGUCGUUGGCCAGCAACUACAACGAUCUCAAUUUUUGCCUAUCUAGCGGCGACGCGCUCGACAAAAAGACCGCCGAGAAGUUUUGGAAAGUCGGCAUGGCGAUUAUGGAGAACGAGAGGGCGGCCAAUAGUCGCGCCGGCAAAUUCGGCGAGUACUUCGAGGAGGCGUUUAAGCGAGAUGUGAGCGUCGUCGCUUCAUCAGACUACGAAAAAACUGCUGCCGAUCUGAUAUUGGGGUGGUUCAAGAAAUUCGUGUUGUGUCUCGAUCCUGCGGAGUCGUGGAACGACAUGUCUGUCAAGGGGCCGUUUUAUUUCAAACGCUGCCCCGGCGAUCAAAUGCUCAAUUGGCGCGACAAAGGAUACACUACCAUUCUCGACAUCCUUAUGAACGACGUCGCGGAUGUCAGAAAACGCGCCAUCCUCAGGGAAAAUGUUCUCUUGGGUCGCGAGGUGACGCGCAUCCAUUGGCACCGGCCAGAUCGCAAGGUCGAAGUGACCUGCGCCGACGGAUCCGCCUACAUUGCCGACCACGUGAUAAUGACAGUUUCCGUGGGAGCGCUCAAGCUGCUCGGGCGCGCGUUCGUGCCGGAACUGCCCGAAAGGAAGGCGGAAGCAGUCGAAGCGAUACCUCUGGGCACGGCCGACAAGAUUUUGCUCAAGUUUCCGACCAAGUGGUGGCCGGAUGACGUCAACGAUUUCAGCUUGUUGUGGAGGGACGAAGAUAGGAGCCGACUGGUCGAGGAAUUCGGUCGCGGUCCUGUCCUGGACGGCAGGUCGUGGCUCGAGGAUAUCUUCGGUUUCUACACCGUCGACAGUCACCCCAACGUCCUGUUGGGCUGGGUGGUCGGUCCCAUGGCCAGGCAGGUCGAGCUGCUCGCCGACCAAAUCGUCCUGGACGGCGCCAUGUUUUUGUUGAGGAAAUUCGUGGGGAAACGUUUCGACAUACCCGAGCCGGACGGCAUUCUGAGAUCGAAAUGGGGCACGAAUCCCCACUUCAACGGGUCUUAUUCGUACGUGAGCGCUCGUAUGGAAGCGACUGCGACGGCUCGGGAAGACCUGGUGGCCCCCCUGGAGGUGGACGGUAAUCCGGUGGUGCUCUUCGCCGGGGAAGCGACCCAUGCGACCUUCUUCUCGAGCGCCCACGGCGCCAUAGAGUCGGGGUACAGGGAGGCGGACCGUCUGAUCGAUUGGUACAACAAUUGUUUCCGGCAACCUGGAAAUCUUUACACCUCUCCAAUUUCCACCAGGAGGCCGGAAUUUCAUCGAAUAGUCAUAGUGGGCGCGGGUAUGGCCGGCCUGGGAGCAGCGGUAUCGCUCCGCGAUCACGACUUUGUCGUCUUGGAGGCCCAAAGCAAACCUGGUGGUCGGAUAGACACCGUCUCCAUCGCUGGCAAACCCAUCGAUCUUGGUGCCCAGUGGUUGCACGGCAAAGACAAUCCUUUGUACGAACUGGCUGUAAAACAUAACCUCAUUUGCGACGAAACUUCGGAGGAAGGUCUCGGCAUAUACGUGAGAAGCAACGGCGAAGUGCUCGACGACUUCCUGGUGCGAGACACCAACUUUCGUGUAGGUCUGAUCCUCGAUGACUGCGCCAAAUUGCUCGACUCGCCCGACCACUCGCCCUCUCUGGACGACUUUCUAACUCUAAAAUUCCGCGAGGUCGUGCUCGACGGUACCGCCGAUGACGUCAAACUCGAGCUGUAUGACUGGCACAAGCGGUUUCAAGUGAUAGACAACUCCUGCGUCGAUUUGAAAAGACUCUCGGCUAAGAAGUGGGGAGAGUACGUAUGCCAGGACGACGUUGCUCAUUUUAACCUCACAUCCGGCUACGAAGGGCUGAUCGACGUCAUCGUCGACGCUCUUCCGCGCGAUAGUAUACGGUACCAUUCGGAAGUGACUCGCCUAGACUUCGUUAACGAUCACCAGAUACGGGUGGUGGUGAACGGUCUAGACCACUUGGUCUGCGACCAUUUGAUCUUAACACCGUCGCUUGGAGUGUUGAAGGAGUCCCCCCACCUACGUCAGCUUCUUCCAGAGGAAACUAAUGACUGCGUCAAGCGCCUAGGCUUCCACGGGAUAUCGAAGAUCUACUUGUUUUUCGACCACAAAUGGUGGACCGGGAAGGGUUUCCAGCUGCUGUGGACAGAAGACUGCGAUUUCGAAGAGAAGGACACGUGGCUACGCCACGUGACAGGCUUCGACGAAGUUCUGCACCACCCUGAGGCGCUGAUGACGUGGGUUGGUGGUGAGGUCGUCGCGGAGGUCGAGAACUUGGACGAGAACGACAUAGGACGGCAGUGCGCCUCUCUGCUGGGGAAGUUUCUGACCGGGUUCUGCAGGGUACCGUUCCCUAUCAAGGUGGUGAGGACGAGAUGGUUGUCGAAUCCGUACGUGAGAGGCAGCUAUUGCCACAUCACGCCCGAAUGCGACGAGAUGGACGUAAUUAGACAACUCGGAGAGCCCGUCGUUGUGGACGGGAUUCCUCGCGUGCUAUUGGCGGGAGAAGCGGUUCAUCCGUCGCAUUAUUCCACGACUCACGGAGCUUUCGAGUCGGGAGAGCGGCAAGCGCGGGUUAUCCGCGAUUAUCUUCGCAAAAGUGACACUUGAGUCGAUGGGAACGAGCCUGAAACUUCAAUUUAAUGGCAAUGGGAACUUUUUUCAUCUCUAAAAUUUUGUCGAACGUUGAUCGUCAGAGGCGAAAGAGAAACGAUGAUGUAAAUAUCGACUUUCAUUUUAUGCUAUAUUGUUGCCUUUUUGGAAAAUAUAGGCGAG